Messenger RNA from Engraulis encrasicolus (European anchovy), 2685 nucleotides. RefSeq names its product ADP-ribosylation factor-like 9 (gene arl9). The record is from RefSeq and is a predicted model, not a curated record. The transcript has 4 exons. Gene Ontology annotation, molecular function: GTP binding; GTPase activity. Bases 85 to 834 code for a protein of 249 amino acids. NCBI's taxonomy places the organism in Eukaryota, Metazoa, Chordata, Actinopteri, Clupeiformes, Engraulidae.
UCAGUUCCAUUGCAAACUUCUGUGAGGGAAGAGGCAAAAUGCAAAGCUUUUUAUAGUUAUUUGCCGUCCAUUCAUUCGUACAGUAUGGGUGGUUUGAGGGAAAUAGGUCUAGUGGGCGCUACUUUGGCUCUCACUGGUGGGCUGGUCUACAUAAUUUGGAAUUUAUUGUCUGCUCCAGAGAAGAAGAAGCCAAAGAACGAUGAACCCCCUCCUCAGAAGGAAGAGAAAAUUCAAGAAGUAAAGGCAGAAGUAACAGCUGAAGCCCCGGUCCAGGCACCAGUAGCCUCAGAGACGCCACCUCCGGUGACUCCGGCUAAACCGAAGGGCACGGCGGUGCUUACGCUGGGCCUGGAGGGAGCGGGCAAAACGAGCGUGCUCCACUGCUUCGCCACCGGGGUGCUGGAGCAGGACGUCACCCCCACCGGGGGCCUGAACGCCGUCUCCAUCAGCAAAGAGGACCUGCAGAUCGAGUUCCUGGAGAUUGGAGGCGGUGAGGCUCUGCGCUCCUACUGGGUGAAGUACCUGCCCAAGGCCCUGGUCCUCCUGUACGUGGUGGACUGCACUGACCAGGAGCGCUUCCCUCUGGCCAAGACCCACCUGCACGAGCUGCUCUCCUCAGACCCCCACCUGCCUUUAGUGGUGCUAGCCCACAAACAAGACUUGGCUGGAGCCUGCAGCAUCACGGACCUCCACGAGGCGCUGGAGCUGAGCAAAGUGGGGGAGGAGAGGAAGCUCUUCCUCAUCGGCACCUCCGUCACCAAGGGCCAGGAGCUCAGCGCUGGCAUCGAGGACGCACGAGACAUGCUCAUCCAGCUGGUCACAUCGGGCUGCUAAGGGCUGACAGUCGGGCAAGAGGCUCUGGGCCCCACAGUCGUGAGAGGUUUUAACCAAAGGUGUCAUUUCUCGGAUCCCAGCAAGAUGAUCGCAAAGGAAUUCGACACUGAUAAGUGUUUGAAUGUGUAGUCAUUUGAAUUAUGUUAGUUUUAGAGUUUCUCUGCACAAUUUCAUCAUGGGAUCGUAGAUUAAGAAUGCCUUCUUGACUAUUUUUUUUUUUUUUUUACGAGGAUGACCAAAACUAGGAAUUGAGCCAUGUCCCUAAGUGUUGUGUCCUAAAACAUCUUACUGUAGUGUUAUGUCAUAGACAGUAAUUAGUUCACCCGUUGCUAAGCCUUGCCAGGCAACCGUUGCUAUGCGUGCCAGGCUUUGGAUCCAACAGCGACCUUGGAUCAUUUAAAUUUCAAUUAAAUGUUUUAAUUAUUUUCACCUCUCAACCUAAACAUGUCGCCACCCUGUUUUGGAAUAUGAGGGAAAUAUCAGUGAGAUGUAUCUUGGGGAGACUCAAACAUUUGAAUGUUUCCUAAACGUCAUGAUCUGUUUUGUCACCAAUGUAGUGAGACUGAAAAUAGUGGCAGAUGUCUGCAAGGUGUAAGCAGAAUUUAGAAGCUGUUUCCACGUAGCCUGCUAUUUUUGUAAAGGCAUUGGUUUUGGCCUUCCGUCUCCACGUAGCCAGAGUUUUAAAAUCCACAUAUCAAAGAUCUGAAAAAUAUCCCAUUUAGGGGGCUAAGACGCACAUGUUACAAUGGGUUUUUUUUAUUUUUAUCCACAUGUUGCAUUUCCACCUAACAGGAGAAAAAAUAUCCACAUUUAAAAACUAUCCUGCUACGUGGAAACGGCACCUUAGUCUAUGUUGUUGAAGUUAACAUGCUGGUUAUUUUAUUCAUAUUACUUCAACAGCAUCCUGUAUAUUCCCUCUCAAGAACAAUGCUUUGGGAAUGGCCCAAACUUCUCUGCAUAGCAAUCUUAAUAGCAAACCUAAUAGGCACCUAAUGGCAAACCGAAUGUCUUGUUUUUCCAGAAUGUUUGAAAGGUCUAUAGUAACGGUUGCUAAGUAAGGAUUGGUCAGCAUUUUGGAAAAGCGUCUAAGAAAGGGUCAAUUUACUUUUAUUCAAGAGGAUGUUUUUUUUUUGUUUUUUGUUUUUUAAACCAUAUCAUCCAGAAUGUUCUGCAUGUAAAAAGAGAAAUUACCUUCCAUGCCACUGUAUAAUGUAGGGACAGUCAUGGUUUUGAAGAGAAGUACUAUGUUCAAAAAUGUUUCUUUCUGUACAGGCCUUUCUUUGGUUAUGGAGAAAUGUAUUUUUCUAUAUGGGUUACUGUAUUGACUUAUGGAGCGGGGAGGUGUUUAUUCCGUUUAUAGAUCGUGGGUACAUUUAAAACCCCUAAUUAUCAUUUUUAAAUUAAUUUUCCAUUUUUACUUUUUGUUUUGUUUUGCACUGUUGUGUUUGAGUGUGUUGUAUGUAAAACAAUGUGUAUAAAAGGGACUUGCACAAAAUUUGAUGUGACAAAAAGAAAGCACUCUAAGGAAAUCAUGCCAAAGUGUUCACUUUACAUGAUUAUUGACUGUUUACGUACAUAUCGGAUACACUUUUUUCGUUUGGAUGGCUGGUGGGCUGUGGUGUUCCGUUCAUGGCCCUCGUUGAUGGAGUAAAAGUCAUAACUCUACCAGCAUUAUCCUUCAUGUCUUCUAUGGCAGAAUGGAAAAGGACAUGGAAAAUACUGUAUUCUGUCCUAACAGAAAAUAUCAAAUAUAAGGAUCGCACCUGUCUUAUUUCAGGGUGUUUGGAAUGUCUGCUUGUGAGUUGUGUUGAAUUGUCUUUGUGUUUGUGGUACAAUAAACAAAAUAUAGUU